Messenger RNA from Pseudophryne corroboree (corroboree frog), 1814 nucleotides. RefSeq names its product chemerin-like receptor 1. Gene Ontology annotation, biological process: complement receptor mediated signaling pathway; phospholipase C-activating G protein-coupled receptor signaling pathway; inflammatory response. The transcript has a single exon. Gene Ontology annotation, cellular component: plasma membrane. NCBI's taxonomy places the organism in Eukaryota, Metazoa, Chordata, Amphibia, Anura, Myobatrachidae. The record is from RefSeq and is a predicted model, not a curated record. The coding region runs from base 1 to 987 and encodes 328 amino acids. Gene Ontology annotation, molecular function: G protein-coupled receptor activity; complement receptor activity.
AUGGAAGACACUUCAGUUGCAUUUGACUUCACAAAUAAUUAUGAAACAGAUUACAGCCCCUGGAAUGGAUAUAUAGAAUAUGAUCUGAAUUUAUACAUUUUAGUAGUCACUUCAUAUAUUUUUUUCUUUGUAACCUUCAUCCUGGGAACUAUCGGGAAUGGAUUGGUCAUCUGGAUUACUGGAUUCAAGAUGAAGAAGACAGUUACUACUAUAUGGUUCCUUAACCUGGCUGUAGCUGACUUUGCUUUGAGUGUCUCCAUACCUCUGCAAAUGUUCAUGGUUAAUGUCAUAGUAAAGGUUCUCUUUAAUCUAAUAAUAUGCAAGGCCAUAACGACUUUACUGUUGCUCAAUAUGUCUGUCAGCACCUCUUUCCUAAUGAUUAUCAGUAUUGACCGAUGCACAUCAGUCAUGUGUCCUGUGUGGUCACAAAACCACAGAACUCUCAAAUUAUCUUCAGUGAUCUCAGCAGUAGUCUGGGCAUUCUGCUUUAUACUCAAUUCCCCAUAUCUUGCUUUCAUGGACUUUGUUCAUGACCGAAUUGGCAAUAUCUCAGACUGCGUUGCCAUAUAUGGUGAAGACUAUUAUACAUCACAUAUGAGGAUUACAGCUAUGUACAUUACCAGAUUUGUGUUCAUGUUCAUAAUCCCAUUUUCUAUAAUAAUAAUUUGUUACAGCCUUGUCACAUUUAGACUGAGAAGAAGUAGAAGUGUUUCUGGGUCACGUCGACCUUUUAAAGUCAUUAUUACCAUUGUCAUUUGUUUUUUUUGCUUUUGGUUCCCAUACCAUUUAUUGUCCUUGUUAGAGAUCAUGAAUGCUGAAAUCAGUGAAAAUGUAUGGUUUACCAUGAAUAUCAUUACUUAUUUCUUAUGUUUCUUUAACAGCUGUGUCAAUCCUAUAAUUUAUGUAUUUGUCGGAAGGGACUUCAAAAAGAUUUUAUUUAAGUCCAUCCCAUUUCUUCUAGAGAGCACAUUCAGAGAGAGGUAUUAAGUGAAUACAGAGCAUUGAUAUGAUCAGAUUUUAGUGGUAUCUGAAAUGGAAACCAAACAUUAUUUAGGGGCAGAUGUACUAAUCCUUGAAAAGAGAUAACGUUGAGAGUGAUAAGCUGCCAACCAAUCCGCUCCUGUCAUUUUUUAAACACAGCCUGUAACAUGAUAGUUAGGAGCUGAUUGGCUGAUAUGUUAUCACUUUCCACUUUCUCACUUUUCAAGUCUUAGUGCUUCUGCCCUAAAUUUGCGAGAACAUAAAUCAUCCUCUUCAUUCUGUUAAUGACUAAAAACUCUUGGAUCUUUCAAGUGUACUUAUUUUCUUUUUAAAUGUAAUUAUUUUAAAUGACAGCACAAGUUUUGCUACAAAACAAGGUUCCAAAAGGGUUUUCUCUUAGAUAUACAUUUAUACUGGUUUGGUGGAAGCCAAUCCACUAUGGAACCAUUCUUUCAAUGUAUUUCUCAUGAACUCUACACUUUAAAUACAAUGUUUGGUAAAGUAGGGUAAUAAUUAAAUUUAACAUGAAAUAAAUCAUUCCUUCAAUAAAAAACAUAAGAAAAACAAAGUAAGAGUGUACACAACAGUUAUUCAUUACAUUAUAGUAGACUGUUAUAACAUUUAAAUAAUCAAGCAACGAAGUUGAUGUGAUUCAAAAUAUUCUUAUACUGUCUAGUAGAUUGUGCGCUGUGUUAUAUAAUUUCCAACAAUUUUUCUAAAGGAAAUUUGUUGGUGUAAUUAUAUAUUACUUUACUUUACUUUAUUGCCAAAUAAGUAAGUUGUUAUGCUUUUUACAGAAAUCUAGAUAUUAUUGUAGGAAUUAUGGAUGAUAG